Alternaria ventricosa is the source of this 750-nucleotide messenger RNA. RefSeq lists its product as uncharacterized. Lineage: Eukaryota; Fungi; Ascomycota; Dothideomycetes; Pleosporales; Pleosporaceae. The record is from RefSeq and is a predicted model, not a curated record. Gene Ontology annotation, biological process: transmembrane transport. The coding region runs from base 1 to 750 and encodes 249 amino acids. Gene Ontology annotation, molecular function: transmembrane transporter activity. The transcript has 2 exons.
AUGUUCGUGAACGGCUGGAAUUUUCUUGUUCAGGUCUACUACAUUCCUUCAUUCUACCAAUUGGUCUAUGGCUACUCAGCUGUGAAGUCCGGAGCACUACUACUCCCCAUCACGCUCACGCAAACACUCUUUAGUACCCUGUCAGGCCUUGUUGUUCACUGGACCGGUCGCUACAGAGAAUGUCUUCUUGUGGGCUGGGCGAUAUGGGCGAUUGGCCUGGGCCUGAUAUCGACACUCGACAGCCCUUCUCUCGGGAAGCAGAUAGGCUAUGGUCUGCUCGCUGGUCUUGGGCUUGGUAACACACUGCAACCCUCACUCAUCGCCGUUCAAGCGGGGGUGGAGCGCAAACAUAUGGCCGUCGUCACUUCGACCCGCAACUUUGUACGCAAUCUUGGCGGCACCCUUGGUCUGGCGAUCUCAGGCACUGUGAUCAACAAUGCGGUUCGAUCAUCGCUAGUCCCAUACGGACUUUCGAGCCCGGAAAUCCAGCUGUUGCUUAACUCGCCAGACAUGUUCCGGGGGUCAGUCGGCCAAGAGCGUACCGAUCUCGUUAGGGCUGCACUUGCGUCCGCGUAUCAGCAAGGCUUUCGGAUUGUUUUCAUCGUCGGCGCAGUACUUAAUGCGCUUGCAUUCAUCGCUGCUUGGUUCUUGAUGCCUCAGGUGGAACUGAGCAGAAAGGACGAUGCCCAACUGAAAGAAGAAGGCAAGAAGAGAGAUGAGGAAAAGCGCGGCACAACUUCCCCUGCAUGA